Phasianus colchicus (ring-necked pheasant) is the source of this 3331-nucleotide messenger RNA. It is a transcript of the gene HDAC1, whose product is annotated as histone deacetylase 1. Lineage: Eukaryota; Metazoa; Chordata; Aves; Galliformes; Phasianidae. Gene Ontology annotation, molecular function: histone deacetylase activity. Gene Ontology annotation, biological process: heterochromatin formation. Gene Ontology annotation, cellular component: NuRD complex. The record is from RefSeq and is a predicted model, not a curated record.
CCUGGCCCCGCGCCCCGCGGUGGUGCAGCCCGCCGCUCCGCCUAGCCUGCUGGCUCCGCCGCCUCGACUCCUCAUUGGCCGGCGGGAUGGAUGGGGUGGAGAGCCGCGUUUCUAUUGGCCGUCGGGCCGCGUGGGGCGGGGCGGUGGGGGCCCGGCCGGUGGGGCGGGUUGCGUUGCGCUGCGCGGCGGUAGGGUCUGCGGCCGUGGGGAGGCAGGAAAAUGGCGCUGACGCAGGGGACCAAGCGGAAAGUCUGCUACUACUACGAUGGUGAUGUUGGAAACUAUUAUUAUGGCCAGGGACACCCCAUGAAGCCCCACAGGAUCCGGAUGACCCACAACCUGCUGCUGAACUACGGCCUUUACAGGAAGAUGGAGAUAUAUCGCCCUCACAAGGCGAACGCGGAGGAGAUGACCAAGUACCACAGCGAUGACUACAUCAAGUUCCUGAGAUCCAUCCGCCCAGACAACAUGUCUGAGUACAGCAAGCAGAUGCAGAGAUUUAACGUCGGGGAGGACUGCCCUGUGUUCGAUGGGCUGUUUGAGUUCUGUCAGCUCUCUGCUGGAGGCUCAGUUGCCAGUGCCGUGAAGCUGAACAAGCAGCAGACAGAUAUUGCUGUGAAUUGGGCAGGAGGCCUUCACCACGCUAAAAAGUCAGAGGCUUCUGGCUUCUGCUAUGUCAACGAUAUUGUCCUGGCUAUCUUGGAGCUCUUAAAGUAUCACCAGAGGGUCCUGUAUAUCGACAUUGAUAUUCACCAUGGAGAUGGUGUGGAGGAAGCCUUCUAUACCACAGACCGUGUGAUGACCGUGUCCUUUCAUAAGUAUGGAGAGUACUUCCCAGGAACAGGGGACCUGCGGGACAUUGGUGCAGGCAAAGGCAAGUACUAUGCUGUCAACUAUCCCCUCCGGGAUGGGAUUGAUGAUGAGUCCUAUGAGGCAAUAUUCAAGCCGGUGAUAUCUAAAGUGAUGGAGACAUUCCAGCCUAGUGCAGUUGUCCUGCAGUGUGGGUCAGAUUCUCUGUCUGGAGACAGGCUGGGUUGUUUUAAUCUGACCAUCAAAGGUCAUGCCAAGUGUGUGGAGUUUGUCAAAAGUUUUAAUUUGCCUAUGCUGAUGCUGGGAGGAGGAGGCUACACGAUCCGCAACGUGGCCAGAUGCUGGACCUACGAGACUGCUGUGGCUUUGGACACUGAGAUCCCAAAUGAACUCCCAUAUAAUGACUAUUUUGAGUACUUCGGACCAGACUUUAAGCUGCACAUCAGUCCCUCAAACAUGACUAACCAGAAUACCAAUGAGUAUCUCGAGAAGAUCAAGCAGCGUCUCUUUGAGAAUCUGCGCAUGCUGCCUCAUGCCCCUGGCGUCCAGAUGCAGCCAAUUCCUGAGGAUGCUGUUCAGGAAGACAGUGGAGAUGAAGAGGAAGAAGAUCCUGAGAAGCGCAUUUCAAUCCGCAAUUCUGAUAAGAGAAUAUCCUGUGAUGAAGAAUUCUCUGACUCUGAAGAUGAAGGGGAAGGAGGGCGCAAAAAUGUUGCUAACUUUAAGAAGGCCAAGCGUGUGAAAACAGAAGAGGAAAAGGAGGAGGAGGAGAAGAAGGAUGAGAAAGAAGAGGAAAAAGCAAAAGAGGAGAAAGCCGAACCCAAGGGGGUGAAGGAAGAGACAAAAUCCACCUAAGAUGGCUGCAGCUGGACAGUACCUGUCAGUGCAUAGUUAUCGUAGGUUAGCUUCUCUGGUUGCCUCCCAUUCCACAGGAUUUAUAUUUUAUAUAUGUUUCUGUAUAUAUUUCUAUAUAAAUAUAUAAAUGACUCGAGGACUGUAAAUUAUUCCUUGCUGCACUCUGCUGGGAGCAGACAGGGAGGACUCUGCAGAGUAGAGAGACCCGCACUGCCCAGGAUUGGUGACUGGGAAGUUUCACUCUUUGCCUUCCACUGCCUCCUUAGUGUGUCUUUAAAAAAGAAUCACUUCCUUUCUUUGCUCUCCUCUGAAGUAACCAUCCUUGAAAAUGAAUAAUUUAAGUAGAAGUAGUAUCUGCAUUUCAGGUUAGGUGGAAAGAUGGCCAUGAAACUUUUUUUUUUUCUUCUUCUUUUCCUUUCUCUUUUAUUUUUUUUGUGUGGGAGAUAUGAAUUCCCAAAUUAAGCCUGUGAGAGACUGAGUGUUCCUUUGGUCUUCAGUCUGAUUCCACCAUGGCAAGUAACUGCAAGCUGGUGCCGCUUCUCAGGGUCAAAUAGUGCAGUUCUUGAACAGAGUUGGCUACCUCCCUGCAGCAAACUUGUGGAAAGAGAUGAAGCAGCUUACAAGCAGAUCAGAAAACGGCUUGAGUGAAUCUGCCCAAGAGCCCUGCAGGUAUAGAUCUGGAAAAUGCACAGUGAAAAUCCCUGAUGUGGUGGUGAACGUUUUCCAGGAGAUGGCAGAUCUCGUUAGCGUGGCAGCGCUGUGCACUGCAAAUAGGAGAAGGGAUGGAAUCUCUGUACACUUGUUUCCUAUAGCUGUGCCCCUCUUUGCAGGGGGAGGUGAGUUUCUGCCCAUCUGGCUGCCUGCUUCACUCUUUCUGCUUCUGCCCUCAGCUACAUGUGCUGUAAUUGCUUCUCAGUACUGAUCUGUGACCUAGCUGAAACCACAGCAGAACAGGACAGACAGACAGAGCCCAGCUGAUGCCUCUGCUCCUCCUGUAUCACUCACAGAAACUCUGAAGUAGACAUGUUUUCAAGUGGAACUUUUCCUCUCUUUGCUCUCAAGGCCAGUAAAUUCGGAGAACCUUUUUAUCAGUCUGAGCUGUUAUCUGUACAAGGAAACAGCAGAUGGGGCUCUGUACAUUUUUAUAACUACUCCUCUUCCUACUCCCACGUGUUAUCUCACACCCAAAGGUCUUUUGUGAUCAGAGCUGGCCUUUCUCACACCUUGCUUUGUACAGCUGAGCGUGAGAUGAGCGUUCCAUGAAAUGCUUCGCUGAGCUCCAACUUUGCAGAAGUUUUGCAGGCAGUUCUGACUUGCUGCUCUCCUUUCUCAGGGGGAUUCCUCUGUCCAUAAGAGGAUCUGUACCUCCCACGGAGUGCUGCUGGUGGUUUCAACUCUAAUAAUGCUGCUAACUUAACACAGGUUAUUUUUAAAAUGUUUUAUUUUUUUAAAUGCUUUUUUUUUCCCCCCUUUUCCACCGUAAGUUUUGUAGUCUCUUGGAACCCGAGUGACAUCUCACUCCUGCUCUUCAGUGUUUGUAUGUGAAGCGAGAGAGAUCAGUGUAUCUUUGUGUCUUGGGGAGGGGGAGGGAAAUAUAUUGUGGUUUUUUAAAGAUGCUUUUAUUUUAAAUUUUGAGAAUCUUUGUAAUAAAACGUACAUUUCUAUGGUU